This is a messenger RNA of Enhydra lutris kenyoni (northern sea otter), 1981 nucleotides long. RefSeq names its product RAB3A interacting protein (gene RAB3IP). The record is from RefSeq and is a predicted model, not a curated record. Gene Ontology annotation, biological process: exocytosis. Gene Ontology annotation, cellular component: Golgi to plasma membrane transport vesicle. The transcript has 12 exons. Gene Ontology annotation, molecular function: guanyl-nucleotide exchange factor activity. NCBI's taxonomy places the organism in Eukaryota, Metazoa, Chordata, Mammalia, Carnivora, Mustelidae. Bases 292 to 1707 code for a protein of 471 amino acids.
CCCGCGCUCCCUCGGCGGCUCCCAGCGCUUUGCGCCCACCGCGACUGAGUGUAGCGGCGUCGGCCGGCCGUCCUCUUCCUCUUUUUCCUGCUUUAGGGCGCGCUCCGUACAGCGCUGAGAGCGCCCCUGAGCGCGGACAGUGACCGCGGUGAUUUCGUCAGCGUUGACAACUCUCUGCGACUGCCCGGGGACCAGCCAGCUCUAAUGGACUCUAGAAGUGAUGAUGUUAGGUGGAAUCUGCAGCACGUGAAGAGUUGCCAGUUGUUAUGGGAUUAAGAAAACAAAUCUGUAAUGGCUAAAGGGUUAUCUUAUGAUGAGGCUUUUGCUAUGGCUAAUGACCCCUUGGAAGGCUUCCAUGAAGUAAACCUUGCUUCACCUACUUCUCCAGACCUUGGUGUGUAUGAAUCAGGAAAUCAGGAGCAGACUACCUCACCAAGUGUCAUCUAUCGGCCACAUCCUUCAACUCUGUGCUCUGCCCCAAUUCAGGCUAAUGCCUUAGAUGUUUCCGACCUUCCCACGCAACCUGUGUAUUCAUCCCCCAGACGUUUAAACUGUGCAGAAGUAUCUAGUAUCAGCAUCCAUGUUACAGAUCCAGCGUCUUGUUCUACCUCUGGAGUCACAGCUGGGUUAACUAAAUUAACUACGAGAAAGGACAACUGUAAUGCAGAGAGGGAGUUUUUACAGGGUGCUACUAUAACGGAGGCUUGUGAUGGCAGCGAUGAUAUUUUUGGGUUGAGUACUGAUAGUCUGUCCCGUUUACGAAGCCCAUCUGUUUUGGAAGUCAGAGAAAAGGGCUAUGAAAGAUUAAAAGAAGAACUUGCAAAAGCUCAGAGGGAACUGAAGUUAAAAGAUGAAGAGUGUGAGAGGCUUUCUAAAGUACGAGAUCAACUUGGACAGGAAUUGGAGGAACUCACAGCUAGUCUGUUUGAGGAAGCUCAUAAGAUGGUGAGAGAAGCAAAUGUCAAGCAGGCAACAGCAGAAAAACAGCUAAAGGAAGCACAAGGAAAAAUCGAUGUCCUUCAAGCUGAAGUAGCCGCAUUGAAGACACUUGUCUUGUCCAGUUCUCCAACAUCACCUACGCAAGAGCCUCUGCCAGGUGGAAAGACACCUUUUAAAAGGGGGCAUACAAGAAAUAAGAGUACGAGCAGUGCUAUGAGUGGCAGUCAUCAGGACCUCAGUGUGAUACAGCCAAUUGUAAAAGACUGCAAAGAGGCUGACUUAUCUCUGUAUAAUGAAUUCAGAUCUUGGAAGGAUGAUCCCACAAUGGAUAGAUCGUGUCCUUUCUUAGACAAAAUUUAUCAGGAAGAUAUCUUUCCAUGUUUAACAUUCUCAAAAAGUGAGUUGGCUUCAGCUGUUUUGGAGGCUGUGGAAAACAAUACUCUAAGCAUUGAACCGGUGGGAUUGCAACCUGUUCGAUUUGUGAAAGCUUCUGCAGUCGAAUGUGGAGGACCAAAAAAAUGUGCUCUAACUGGCCAGAGUAAGUCUUGUAAACACAGAAUUAAAUUAGGGGACUCAAGCAACUAUUACUAUAUUUCUCCUUUUUGCAGAUACAGGAUCACCUCUGUAUGUAACUUUUUUACAUACAUUCGAUAUAUUCAGCAGGGGCUCGUGAAACAGCAGGAUGUUGAUCAGAUGUUUUGGGAAGUUAUGCAGUUGAGAAAAGAGAUGUCAUUGGCAAAGCUGGGCUAUUUCAAAGAGGAACUCUGAUGCUCUGCCUGGGACCAUGCAUGAACCUCCCUGAACACCUGGAAAAUGGCUGCAUAUUUUUAUGGUUACUUGAUAUUUAUUUCCAAGGAGUGGGCCCAAGACUUUUUCCCUCUUUUGCAGAUUACACUAAGAAGUACUGUGAUUUCUUUUAAAUUGACCUAUGCUGUGUCUGCUUACUCUUUAGUUGAACAUACUAUAAAGAAUUACAGGUGUACUAGUGAUUGUAAUUUAUAGUUGCAAAAAAAAGCUAAAUAAAUAAAAUACAUCAACGUUA